Messenger RNA from Spodoptera littoralis (African cotton leafworm), 480 nucleotides. Lineage: Eukaryota; Metazoa; Arthropoda; Insecta; Lepidoptera; Noctuidae. The record is from the annotation of a GenBank genome assembly.
AUGUCAGGAAUAGCGAGUGCACGUUUAGCUGAAGAAAGAAAGGCCUGGCGCAAGGACCAUCCCUUUGGUUUUGUGGCCAGGCCUAUGAAAAAUCCUGAUGGAUCUUUAAAUCUCAUGACAUGGGAAUGUGCGAUUCCUGGUAAAAAGGGGACGUCGUGGGAAGGAGGUCUUUAUAAGCUACGUAUGAUCUUUAAAGAUGAUUACCCAUCAAGUCCACCUAAAUGCAAAUUUGAACCUCCACUGUUCCAUCCUAAUGUUUACCCAUCAGGAACAGUUUGCCUGUCACUAUUAGAUGAAGAAAAAGAUUGGCGCCCUGCAAUCACAAUUAAACAAAUCCUCCUUGGUAUUCAAGAUCUACUUAAUGAGCCUAAUGUUAAAGACCCUGCACAGGCUGAAGCUUACACAAUCUACUGUCAAAAUCGAUUAGAAUAUGACAAAAGGGUUCGAGCACAAGCACGCGCCAUGGCAGCAACUGAGUGA